Molecule: messenger RNA, 1985 nt
Organism: Eupeodes corollae
Lineage: Eukaryota; Metazoa; Arthropoda; Insecta; Diptera; Syrphidae
Exons: 3
Coding region: 115-1806 (563 amino acids)
Source: RefSeq, a predicted model, not a curated record
CCCCCUUUUUCAUGUUUUUCAUUGUAGUCGAAUCAAUUUUAAGUUAUGCAUUUUUAAUAAAUUAUUUUUUAAAUAUAAAAUAAAAAAAGGAAAAAAUUAAAUAAUAAAAUAAUAAUGGAACUUUCAUCAGAUAAUAUUGAAGAACUAGCAACUGUUUUGAAUUCCGAUGCAUCCCAUCAAGAGGAUGUUUUUAGGUCCAAAACAGGCCUAUUAACAUUAGAUGUUGAUCGUGUUAUCUCAGAAGCUCAGGAUAGUUUGUUAAAUUCUUCCUUGGAAGCUAUAAGUUCUUGUGAUGUUCCAUGUUCAUUUAAUGAUAUCCUUGACGAUAUUUGUAAAAUGAACAAUAGCAUAGAAAUGCAGCAGGCUGCAGUUAACACCGUUGCGACUCCACAUCAUCAGCUGCCUCUAGAAACUACAGCUUAUUAUCAUAUGCCCGAUCUAGAGAUGCAGUCUGAAGAUUACGCAUCCGAGUGUAAUUUGUCAAAUCAAACUGAUUUCCUACAACCACUGGGUCAGUGGUCAGAGUAUCUUCCUUUGCCACCAUCCUCCUUGAGCACAAUUCAAGAUAUUCCACAGCUUGCUCCCAUUCCAACUACAAUACCCUCUCCGCCUCCAGUUCCAGUAGAGGCGCCACAAACCAUAAGUUUUUCUAGUGACAUUCCAAUGGGAAGUGUUCAUCCAAAUGCCGAAGAAAAAACAGCGAUUGUCGGUCCAUCUGUGCAGUUUCUUAACGAUUAUCCAAUGCCCUUAGGACUAACCACACAGCAAAACGAGAUGCCUAAUAGCAACUUGCACUUCACGCAGGUUCCGGAAUGUAACAUAAACUUUAUGAUGAUUCCAGAGUCGUCGAUGGCGAUGCCGAUGGGAGCUCCACACAAACGGAUUGUCCAACAAUCGCCACCAUUCUUCGACUGGGCCAGAGUCGUCCCCCGGAGAACUUUCAUCCAACCAUCAGAAAUUGUGGUACUCCGUCCACUGAGGACCAGAAAAGUGAUGUCAUCUCGUCCGAGUUUCGAUUUGGCUUCGUAUUUCGACACAAGCUCCAUUUCAAUUCCUAUGAUAAGAGAAAGACCACGAUGCAGAACGUAUCGGCGAAAGCAGAAGCUCUAUACGAUUCCAGGAGCUGAUAAUUUGGUAUUCGAAGUUCACCUGCGCCCACCGGAACACGAAGAAAUUGGCGAUAGCAACAACAACAACGAAGACGGCAAAGAGCAAUUGUAUGCAGAAACUGAAAUUCCCGAAUUGGACAAGAUUUUUAAACGCAAACGUCGCACGCUGAAUACCCGUCGUGUUCCUGCAACUCAAGAAUCCAUCAAGGUGGCCCUAGAGGUGGUGGGGCCACAACCUGAAUUUCAACCGAUUGAGGUUGCGUCAAAGAAAAUCGAAAAAAUGUCACCAUCUCCAAGUAGGGAACUAGAAUCUCCUUCAGAUGUUGACUCCGAUGAUGCUCCUCUGACAAUUGUCAAGUCAAUGAAAUGUUCCAAUUGUCAGAAGCUCUUCAAAACUUACCGAUCACUGGCAAUUCACUCAAAGCGAUGCACAAAUGUUGCUACCACUCCAGCAAACGCAAAGGAGUCUUCGCCAGAGUUAUUGAGACUGCCUAGAACUACAAGUUGUAGGGUGUCUGUCCAGAGACGAAGUAGUAAAGAGAAUAUUGAAUGUAAGUAUCAAGAUGGAGGAGAAAAAGGAGGAGGGGAGGAUAAAGUGGCAACGAGACCGUUAACUCGAUCGCAAACAAGAAAUGCUCUCAAACGCAAAGCCACUUCUGAAGACGAUGGUGGUGGUCCUCAGAAGCAAGCGAAAUGAUGUUUUGUUCUUUCUUUUCUCUACUUAUAAAUAUUUAAUUUAGUUAAUUACCAUUGAUUUAAUUUAUUACAAAGGCUCUUAUUAUUGUUGUAAUUUUUUCUAUUUGAACUUUGAAGUAAAUAAAGAAAUUAAAUUUCUUGAGCUACCAACUUAGUUCUUGGUUUUUAUACCUUUGUUUG